Messenger RNA from Plasmodium yoelii, 13182 nucleotides. Its product is annotated as conserved Plasmodium protein, unknown function. The record is from RefSeq and is a predicted model, not a curated record. The transcript has 5 exons. The coding region runs from base 1 to 13182 and encodes 4393 amino acids. NCBI's taxonomy places the organism in Eukaryota, Apicomplexa, Aconoidasida, Haemosporida, Plasmodiidae.
AUGAAUAAAAAAAAAUGUGAAGUUUGUGGAAGUAAUUCAUUUAGAAUUGAGGAUGGACUGUAUGUGUGUAAUGAUUGUAAUUAUGUAAAUGAAGAAUUACAAGAAGGUUUUGAAGAUGCAUUUGAAUUAAAAGAUGAUAAAAUAGAUAUAGAAUAUGAUUAUGUUGAAAAAGAUAUAUAUAAUAUAAUACAAAAGUUAUAUAAAGAUAAAGAUUUGAUUGUAAAUAUAACAAAAUAUGUACUAAAAGAAAAUGAUGAAUUUUUUAUAAAUUUCCAAAAAAUUUUAUUUGAAAUAUGUCAAAUAUUAAUAUCAGAUUAUAAAUUUCCUACAAUCAUAUAUAAUGAAGUUAAAAAAAUAUGGUUUUAUUUACUUGAAGAUUGUAUAAAAAAAUGUAAUAUUUAUCGUCCACCUAAUGAUAAUAAAUAUUCUUUAAGAUAUAUAUAUGAAGUUAUAAAAUCUAAAGAUAUAACUGACAUAUUUAAAAAUGUCAUUAAUGAUUUAAAAAUUAAUGAAGAAAUAAGGAAUACAAUUAAAAAAAUGGGGUAUAGUAAAACAAAUUAUUAUUUUAAUAUUCAAAAACAAUAUAUUAAUAGAAUUGGUCAAAUGGCUGAAUUUUAUCCAAAAAAAAGUGAAAUGAAUAGAAAAUUUAACAUACGUUUUUUAAAAUUAUAUAAAAAGACAUCAUUACUUGAUAGCGAAAAUAAAAAUAAAAACUCAUUUAAAAAACUUAACGAAUUAAUAGCAAACUUGAAAAAUAGCAAAAUAAAAGAUGAUGUAAACAACAUAAAUAAUAAAGGAAUGCAUCAAUCAAAUGUGUUCCAAAACGCCUACCCAUUUGACAGUAACGAAAAUGCAUCCCAAAGCGGAUACCCAUUUAACAGUAACGAAAAUAUGUUAAACAAUUUUGAUGAAACAAAUAAUAAUAUGAAUCCAUUUGAAAAAUCAGAUAUUUUAUAUGAUACUGAUAAUUUUUUAAAUCAAGAAAAUGUGAAUUCAUUCCAAAGUUUUAAUGAAGAAACAAAAAAAAAAAAAAAUAUUUCAAAUUCAAAAGAGAUACAAAAAAAUUUAUCUCAAUUAGAAAAUAACCUUAAUGAAAAUUAUUCUAUUUUAGAUAGUGAAAAAAUAUAUCAUUUUUAUUCGUCAAACUUUAUUAACAAACUUUUACAAUAUAAAAAUUUAUUAAAACCAUAUAGUCGUGAUGACCCAAUGAAAUAUAUGAAUAGGAAUACAAAUUAUAAUAAACUUAUAGGAAUUAUUUAUCAACAUGAUUUUUUAUAUUAUUUUAUCGAAGAUUUAAAAACAAAAUCAGAUAUUGAACACUUAUCAUAUUAUGAUAUAUUACAAAUAUUUAAAGGGAAUUAUGAUCAAAUUAUACUUGAAUUUUUAAAAGAAAAAAAUAAUGAAAUAAAUAAAACACAAAAUUUAAACGAGAAUCAAGAAAAUAAAUUAAGUAGACGCGAUUCUGAUGAGCGAUUAAGCGAGGGCUUUUUAUCGACAUGUCAUCAGAAGGAGGUUGAAAAUGCGAAACAAAACGAAAAACAAAACGAAAAACAAAACGAAAAAGAAAGCGAAAAAGAAAGCUUUGAACUAUUUAAACCAUUUGGUGAAGUUGAAUUAAAAAAGGAAUUUAAAUUAAAUGAAAGUUUAGAAGGAACUGACAUAAAAAGUGAAUUUAAAUUUAGCGAUUUUGGCGAGUUCAUUAAUAAAAGUUAUAACCAUAUUAAUAGAAGUAAAGACAUCGAUAUUAUAAGCAAUUGGGAUCAUAGUGAAAAAGGAGAGAGUUACAAAAAAUGGGAAAAUUCGAAUUAUAAAAUUGAAAAGACAAAAAUAAAUGAUCCUAGAAAAAAUAAAAAAAAAAUAAAUGAACAAAAUAUUAUAGAAAAUAUUUUUGAAAAAUAUAAAAAUUAUAUAACAUUAAAAAAAGAUGUUGCAAAAAAUAAUAUUGAAACAAAAGUUGAUAUAUACGAAAAUAUAUUUAAUGACAAAGAUAGUCAAUCUUGUUUAUCUAAUAAUGAGAUCAAUUUUAUUAAUGAAAAGUACGAUGAAAUAGAAAAUUUGCUACAUAAUCGAUUCGAAAAAUUAGAUUCAUAUAGUUUAGAGGGAGACAACCCUUUGCAGCUUCCACCCGACGCUAUGUUACCCAAUUUUGACCAAAUCGAAAAUAACGGAAAAAGCGAAAGUGGUGAAAAUGGCGAAAGUGGUGAAAAUGGCGAAAGUGGUGAAAAUGGCGAAAGUGGCAAAAACGGCGAAAGUGGUGAAAAUGGCAAAAAUGGCGAAAGCGAAUGUAAAAACCAAAUAAACCUUGCAAAUAUUAACAAAAUUGGAAACGAGUUCACAAACAAGAUGGGGAGCGAAAUAGAAAAUAUGAGCAUAUACGAUAAACUAGAAUGCAUAAAUAAUUUAAAAAAAGAAAAAUUAGAAAAUUUUCCAAACCAAAAUAUCCAAAUUACAAAUGAUAGUUACUAUAAUGGAGUAAUAAAAAAAAUAGACAAAUCAAUAACAAAAGUAAAAAUAUUUAUAGAAGAAAAUAAUUUAGAAAAUAUAUAUACUCAAACAUUAGAUGAUAAUAAAAUAUAUGUAAAUGAAAAGCUAUUAUUAGAUACAUAUAUAUUUGAUGAAUUAUAUACAAAAAAUUUAUAUGUAUCAAGUAUUAAAACAUUUAGAAAUAUAACAAUAAGAUAUAUAUAUAAUGAAUAUAUAAAUUAUUUUUUAAAUAAUUAUGAAGAAUAUAUGAACGAUAAUGAAGAGUGUAAAUAUUGUUAUAAUUUUACAUUUGAACUUAUAUUUUAUAUUUUAUAUUAUGCUUUUAAAAGAUUAAAUAUAUAUUGUUUACCACAUAAUAUGAAAUAUUUUGUAAAUUCGGAUAAUUUUAAUUUAUAUCAUAUUUUUAAUAACACAUCUGAAAAUUUUUAUAAAUUAUUUAAAGAAAUAGAUUCAAUUAAUUUUCCAUUAAAAAAUUCAUAUCUAUCAGAAAUAAAAAAAUUUUUUUUUACUAAAACAUUAAAUUAUGAGGUCCCUUUUUUAUCUAUUCAUAUGUAUGAAAAAUUUGAGGUUCUUGAUCCUGGUGAUAAUAUGUUAGAAUAUAAUGAAUAUAUUUUGAAUGAUAAAUCAUUUUGUAAUAACAAAAAUAAUAAUGUUUCAAAUAGUUAUACAUAUAUGAAUCAUAAUAAUUAUAUUAUUAAUAAUUUACAAAUUUAUGAAACAGUUGGAGUGAAUAGCCUUUUUAGAAAAUAUAAAACUUAUACAAUUAAUAAUAGUAUAAAAAAGAGAUGGUCAAAAAUGUUAAACAAAUUUAAUGGUUAUUCUCUUACAAAAUUAUAUUCUUUAAUUAAUGAUUUAUUAUAUACAUUUAAUUUAUCAAAUAAGGUACAAAUGUAUUCUAUAAAAAUAUUUAACAUCAUCAUAUUCAGAUAUCGUUUUUUUAAAUUUUUAUAUAACACAUUUUGUAAUAAAUAUGAUGAUAUGCAUAUCCAAUUAAAUGAAUAUUAUAAUUAUAAAAGUAUUUAUAAAGAUUGUAUAGAAUAUUAUCCAAAAUAUAUUGAAUCAAAUGCAUCUAUUAAUUAUAUAAAUACAUAUAUUAAUAAUUUAAAAAAAAAAGAAUUUUAUAUAAAAAAAAAAUAUAUUGAAACAAAGAAAUAUAUUAAUUUACAAGAUGGAAGUAUUAAUUAUAAAAUUUAUAAUAAAAUUAAUUAUUUUUAUAGACAAAAAUUUUAUUACACAUUUUGUAAUGUAAAUUAUCAUAUUGAUUUUAAAAAAACAGAACUUUACAAAAUAGCAGCAGGAUGUGUUAUAGCUGCUUGUAAAUUGUAUUAUCCAUUUUUUAUUGAUGAUUUUUAUGAUUAUCAUAAUUUAUAUAUUCCUGAUAAAUUUGAAGGCUUUCAUUUUGUUAAUCAUUAUAAUUGUCAUAUACAAGAAAAUAUUAAUUUAUACAAUAAUAAAAUUUAUCCUACCCAAAAAAAAAAAACUCGAAAAAAAAAACAUCCCCAUAAAUAUAACAUGGAUAUAUUUGAAAGAGAUCAAGAUUUAAAAAAUAAGUCAAAUGAUUUUACCUUAAAAGAAAAAACGAUACAGGAGUUCAAACACGAUGAAACAAAUUAUCAUUUUUACACGAGCAAAAUUGAGCGGUUGCUCAAAAGGGUCGAUCAAGAAAAAAAGAAGAAAAAAAAUGAGCUAGACGCAGAUGCAGUUGCAAGUGUAGUUGCAGACGUAGACGUGGUUGCAAGUGCAGAUGCAAAUGUAGAUGAAGAUGUAGAUGUAGAUGCAAUUGCAAGUGUAGUUGCAAGUGUAGAUGCAAAUGUAGAUGUAGAUGUAAUUGCAAGUGUAGAUGCAGACUUAGAUGCAAUUGCAAGUGUAGAUGCAGACGUAGAUGCAAUUGCAAGUGUAGAUGCAGACUUAGAUGCAAUUGCAAGUGCAGACGCAGACUUAGAUGCAAUUGCAAGUGUAGAUGCAGAUGUAGAUGCAAAUGUAGAUGCAAUUGAAAGUGUAGACGUGGUUGCAAGUGCAGACGCGGGCGCCGGUGCAGAUCAUCUGGGCAUGCUUGACUCAAAUGGGGGGGGAGAUAACAACAGUUUUGAAAAAAAAAGAAAAAAUUAUAAAAUUGACGAAAAUUUUAAAGGGGAAAAAGUUCGAAAGCUAAAUAGCCAUACUUACAAAGAUGAAAACAUGUUAGACAAUUUAGAGAUUUUCCAAGAAAACGAAAAAGAGAGAUCCAAUUCGGGCAAUGCUAUUGAAGAUGUUCACAAUGCCGAUUCAAACGAAUUAAAUAAAUUUCAAUUCGCAAAUCUUCCCUUGUUAAAUGAGCACGGCCAAAGUUGCGAGCAUGACCAUGCCCAAAAUUGCGAACACGGCCAAAAUUGCGAACACGGCCAAAAUUGCGAACAUGGCCAAAAUUGCGAGCAUGACCAAAAUUGCGAGCAUGGUCAAAAUGAGGCCUUUUAUACAAAUUUACUAAAUGAGGAAGAGAACUAUUUCGUGGGAUAUUUAAAUAAGGAAAAAAAAAAAAGUGAAAUAAAUGUGCUUGGUGAUUUUUUUGAUGAUAAUUAUACUGAUGAAUGUAUUUACAAAUUAAUAAAUUAUGGAAAUAAAAUAGAUAAUAAUUCAAGUUUGUUAAAUAAAAUAAAAAAUAAAAAAGAGAAUCAAAUAAAAAGACAGAAAAAAACUAAAUUAAGCAAUUCAAGAAUAAAAGGAAUAUACUUUAAAUCUACAAAAGAAAAUGUUAUAUCAUAUUAUGUUUCAAUUCCUAACAUUAUAAAAUUAUAUUUCAACUAUAAAAAAUGUCUUAACAAUGAUAUAUAUAAAUAUUUUAUAAAUAAAGAAAUUUCUUUAUCAGAUGGUGAUAAUUAUAAUUACAUGUCAGAUGAAAUAUAUAAUAAUGAAUGUGAAUAUUUUGAAAAAAAUAUUUUGAAAAAAUUAUUUAAAAAAAGAAAUCGAAAAAAUUAUACUAUAAAACAUGUAAAAAAUAAUUUACGAAAAAUCAAAAUAAAUAAAACUAUCAGUGAUGAAAUAGAUAAAAAUUACCUAAUUAAAAGGAAAUCUAAUAUAAAUUUGGAUCGAAUAAAUAAGAAAAAAAAUGAAAAAAAUGAAAAAAACGAAAAAAAAGAAAAAAAAGAAAAAAAAUUCCUUUUUACAAAAUUUCAUAUUUUGAAAAGUAAUAAAAAUUUUGAGGAAAUAUAUAAUAUGCAUUCUAAAAAACCUGAAUCUGUUAUUAAAGACAUAGAAAGAAUUGAAAAAAUUAAAACAAAAUUAUUCCCUCUUUUUUUAGCUAACUAUUAUGUUCACCCUUUCAAUUAUUUUGCAAUAAAUAUACACACCAUUUGUUUUUAUAAUUUAAUAAAACAAAUAGAGAAGGAUAAUCUAUUUUCUUUAAAUAUAAAAAGGAAUCAAAAAUGGGAAAUAAUUUGUGAUUUAUUUAAAAAUAAAAAUAAAAUAACUUACUAUAAUUUUUUGCAAAAAAUUUAUGAAGAUAUUGAAAAUAUUAAAAACAACAAUUAUGAUGUUUCUAUUUCUAAAAAUUGUAUUAACACAUCUAAAGAAGUAGAUAUGUCAAUUUUAAAUAAAAAUGAUGUAAUUAUAUUAGAUGAUAGUUCAAAUCAAGGAGAAAAAAAUACAAUUACUAAUUCAGAACUUGGGACAGAACCUGUUGCUGAAUCAGAUGUAAUUUUGUUGGAAAAUCUUUCAAAUUUAAAAAAUAAAAAACCAAUGAAAAGGAAAACAAGCGUAUUAAUAACAGAAAUUGAAUUUGAAAAAAUUGUAAAAAAAACAAAAUCAGAAAAUAUCGAUAGUCACUCCUUUGAUAUAAAUUUUAACAUUGAAGCUAUCAACUUUAUAAAGGAAAAUAAAUUUGGUAGAAACAAUGGAAAAAAAAUUUACAACCUAAUAAAUAAUAUAAAUAAAAUAGAUAUAGACAAAAAAUAUGAGAAUACAAAAAAUGAUAUAAAAUUAGAUUAUACUUAUUUAAUAGAUCGAAAAAAAUAUGAACAAACAUAUUUUAUUUAUGUAAUUUUUGAACACAAUCAAAUAAGUUUAUACUCUUUUAAAAUUGAACAUAUUUUUAAUUUAUAUAAAUUUUUAAUAGAAAAUAUGGAUAAUAUAUAUCAAUUAUAUUUAUUAUAUUAUCAAAUAAAUUAUGUUAUUCAUCUUUAUACAAAUUGUAUUAAUUAUAUAUUAAGUAUGUUUGAAUAUUUACUAUUUAUAAGACAUAAUAAAAAAUAUAUUACUAAAAAUAAUUUCAAUUGUUUUUAUCGAAAUAAAUAUAAAAAAAAAAAAAAAAAAUUUAUUUAUAAUAUUCAAAUGGUUUUGAUUAUUAUGAAAGUUUUUAUAAAUUUGUAUGCAAAUCCUAAAGAUGUGUAUGAACUUGAUUUGAAAAAUAAUGGAAAAGAAAAAAAUAAUAAAAAUAAUUUAGUCAAAAUAAAACCAAUUAUAUAUUUUGAUCAUAUUAAUUUUUCAAAAGAAGAAAAAUCUCAAUGUUUUGAAGAUUCUAUAUUAUAUUUAUAUUAUACUAUAAAACAUGGUAAUUAUUAUCUGUCUUAUUUAUUUAAUAAUUUUAAAGGAAUGAAACAUAUUAAAAAUCAAGUUAACAAAGAAAGUAAACACUUAUUAAAUAAAUUGAAUCAAAAAAUGAAACAAGAAUAUAAAAAAAUAAAUAAUGAUAAUGUUCAUGCAUAUAUAUUCCCACCAAUUUAUGGUAUAUCACAUAAUAUUAUCAUAUUAGAUACUAAUUUUUUUUUAAUAAAUUUUAAAAGAGUAAUUAAAUUGUUAGAAAAUAAUUAUGAUAAUUAUUUAUCAAAUUGUUUUAAAAAAUAUAAUUUUAUGAGUAAAGACAAUUUUGAAAAAAAUCAAGUCUUAACAAUUGCUACAAUACAAGUUAAAAAAAAUAAAACUAAAACAAAAUUUUUUAAAAAAAAUAUAAUAAUGCAUAUUCCAGAAUAUGUUUCUCAAUUAAUUGCAUUAAAUUAUACAAAAAAAGAAAUGCCACAUAUGUUUAAAUAUCAAUCAAAGACUAUAUAUUCUAAUAAAUAUUAUUUUUUACAUGAUGGGAAAAUAAAUACCAUUAAUAAAAUUAUAAAAAAUGUUAGUGUUAAAUAUAAUAAGCUUAUAUUAUAUAAUAUAAUAAAAGAAUUCACAAAUUGUAAAGAAGAUAAAGUAAAAAUGUUAAAAAAUAAAUAUUUCCAAAAUGAAAAUGAUAAUUUUGUUAUAUUAAAUGAUUUUGAAUAUAGACCAAACUAUGAUAUUAUUAAUUAUUUUCCAAUCAGCUUUUUUAAAUUUUAUAAAAAAAUGAAAAGCAAAAUGAAAAACGAAAUGAAAAGCGAAAUGAAACACACACAUUAUAUAUUUCUUUUAUAUUGUUGGAAAAUUUGUUCUAAUUUGAAAAAAGAAAAAUAUUUUAACUUUAAGAAAUUAUUUAUUAAUGAAAAAAUGGCAAAACUUGUUUAUGACAUAUUAUUUUUGCAUUCUAUAAAACAACCCAACCCAAUCGAAGAACAAAAAAUAGUGAAAAAAGUGAAAAAUGGGAAAAAAGUGAAUAAUGGGAAAAAUGGGAAAAAUGUGAAAAAUGGGAAAAAUGGGAAAAAUGGGAAAAAUGUGAAAAAUGGGAAAAAUGUGAAAAAUGGGAAAAAUGUAAACAAAUUAAAAACCCUUUUAAACAAAUUUAAUAUAAUAGACUAUGUAAAAAUAUUUCGUCACAUCAUAAAUGUAGAGUUCAUAUUGACUAACCAAAAAAAAGUAGCAAACAUGAAAUACAUGAAAAAUAAAAAGAAGCUAACUAAUUGUUCGACUUAUUUUCCAAUUAAAAAUAUCACAAAAUGUAGAAAAAAAUAUUCUUAUAAAAAAGAGAACCAUAAAUUAAUAGGAACAUUUAGUAAUGUUAAAUAUUUUUCUAAAUCUUUAAAUUUAAAAAGAACAAAAAUAAAUUGGAUAUAUAAUGAAAUAAAUAUAGAACCUAUGGACAUAUUGAAAUAUCAAAAAAUUUUUGUUAGUUUUAUAAAAAAUUUAUAUAAUUCUAAAAUGAAAUGGAACGAACAUUAUACCAAAAAAUAUUUUUUUAACAUAAUUAAUGAAGAAGUUUUAAAUGAUAAUAUUUGGAAAGAGAUAAUAAAAGACACAUUAAUACAAAAUAAUAAAUUAAAAAAAAAAAAAAAAAAAAAAUUUUUAGAACAAUUUUCUCAAUCCAUUAUGAUAUAUGAUUUUUUAAAUAAUAACAAAAAAAUAUUUUUAAUAAAAAAUAUAGAUAAUAUAUAUGAACAUUUAAAAAAAGAAAAUACAAAUUUAAACAUAGACAAUAUAAUUAAUCAAAAUAAAAAUGAUCUAGUAUUAUCACAAAUAGGUAAAGAAAGUUUAAAAAAAUAUCGUAAAAAAAAUGAUAAAGGUUUAAAAACAAAUAUAUUAAAUUAUUUAUCAUAUAGACACCCUAUAAAAAAACUUACAAAUGAUGAAAUAUUAAAUAUGAUAAAACAUUAUAAUAUAAAUAAAUUGCCAUACAACCUUUUAUCGGAUCACAAUAAUGUAGAACCCGUUUUUAUUAAUAAUUAUGACAAUUAUAUAGCUAAUGACAUUUCUAACAAUUCUGGAGAUGAUGAUAAUGAUGAUAAACAAAUAAAACAUAAUAAAUAUUUUUAUAAUAAUCAAGAUAGUUUUAUAAAUGCAGAAGAUGCAAACAAUAAAACAAAAUAUAUAUUAUAUAAUUUUGAGUGUAUACCAUUUUCAAAAUCUAAAUUAUAUAAAAAUUUAAAAUCGUUAUUUACAAAUGUCCCAUUAAAUUAUAAACUAUAUAAAUUAAUAAAUGAAAAAUGUUGGAAAAAUGGUCAUAUUUUACCAAAAAAAGGAAAUGACUAUAUUAAAAUUAUAGACAAUAUUAUACACGAUUCUAAAAGUGGCAAAGAAAAUAGUAAAACAAAUGGGCGUGAUAAUGAUAAAGAAAAUAGUAAAACGAAUGGGCGUGAUAACGAUGAAUAUAUAUAUAUGUCUACAGAUGCAGAUUCAUACAAAUCCGACACUGUAUAUAAUAUAAAAUUAUAUAAAACAGAAUUAUAUAAUAAAUUUAAAAAAUAUGUAAAAAAAAAUAUUAAUAAAUUAAAUUUGGUUACAAAAGGCAAACCCCAUUGUUAUAUUAAUAAGUGUGGAGAUGAUAAUAAUUCAGAAAUAAAUAAUUCUUUAUUUCAUGAUAUAUGUAAAACAUAUUUAGAUUUUUUUCAAAAAAUGGAUGAUUAUUUUUAUUUUAAAAAUCAUCAAAAAAAUAAUAACAAUCAUACAGAUUAUAGUAAUAUUAUUAAAUAUAAAUAUGGAAAACGAAAUAAUUUAAAUCGAAUAUUUGAGUGGCAUAACAAUCUUGAUAUAUAUGAUCCUCUAUUAACUUUAAAUAAUAAAUCAUAUAUAAAUGAAAAAAGUGGUAAAAAAAAAAAAACAUGGAUUUGUAUAUAUAACGAUAGGUCUUAUGUAAAUAUUAACAACCCUUCUAUUUUAGCAGAGAUAAAUAAAAAAGAUAAAAAAGAAAGUACAUCAUUAAAUUAUAACUUUAAUAAAAAUGUACAUUUUGAAUUUAAUAGUAAUUUAUAUUGUUUCAUAUUACGAUUUAAAAAUAAUUAUAUAAAAAAUAAAAAUAAAAAUUUGUAUAUAAUUAUAAAACAGAAUAAAAUAUAUAAAAUUAAAUAUGUCCAGAAUGUUAAACAGACAAAUAAAUAUACAUAUUUUUUAUUUUCUUGUCUUAUAUUUCCAGUAUAUCUAACAAUAAAAAUAAUGUAUAUAUUUGCGCUAGAAUAUUUUCCUUCUUUAUUUUUUAAAACAUUAAAUUAUUUAAAUUAUUUAAAAAUAGAUGAAGAUUUUUUUGAUUUUUUACAAUGUAAUGAAUAUAAAACAAUUAAUGAAAUAUUUUAUAAUUAUAAUAUAAAAGAUGAAAAUAAUUUGAUUGAUGUAUUACGAUUUAGAGGAAAUUAUAUUAACCCAUUUUCAUUAUUAGGAUCUAUUUUUUAUAUAUCUGAAUUAAAAAAUAUUGCUUUUUAUUUUAAUUUACACCCAACUAAUCAUUUUAAUACUAUGCAUAAUGUUUGGGGUAUUGAACGUACUACUAAUUUAAUUCAUUUAGAAAAAUUAGAAAAAAAAUUAAAAAAAAAAAAAAUAAAUAAACGUAUUCUUAGAUCUUUUCAUGGUUUUAACGAUAGUAAAAUACCCAUGCUCACACAAAAAAAAUCAAAAGACAUCAUCUCGAAUAAUUCCAAUAAUCGUGACAAUAUAAAUGAAAGCAAUCAAAAGGGCCAAAUUGUCAAAAAUAAUGUAAAACAUGUAGAAAAUGAAAAGAAUUAUAAAGUCAUGCUUCGUAGAUCAAAUAAUAAACGAGACGUAUGGAUAAAAAGAACCCAAUGCGAUGAUACUAGAAUAAAUGAAUUAUUCUAUAUUCGAUUUGAAGAUGAUUCAGAAAAUAAUAUAAAGGAUGAAGAAGUAGACAAUUUUUUUAAAAACGAAAAUUGUAUUAAUUAUGAUGACGAUAAUGACGAUGAUAAUGAUAAGGAUGACGAUAAUGACGAUGAUAAUGAUAAGGAUGACGAUAAUGACAUUGGUGAUAAAAACGAAGCUUCAAACUUAUUAGAUCAUAGAAAAGGACCAAAACCAAAAAAAUUAAAAAAAAUGCAAAUUUCUAAAACCAGCAACAUUUUCUCACAUAAAUGUACAUAUAAUGUUGCAACUUUAUUAAAACAAAAAAAUAAGAAAAAAAAAAAAAAAAAAAAAGAUGAACAUUAUAACGAACAGGUGGAAAAAAAUGUCAUAGAAAUACCAAAUUUAGAAAAUUUAGAAAAUUUAGAAAAUUAUGAUAAUACUGAAAAAAUAAAUAAAAGGAAAAAAAAUAAUGGGAAACACACAAAAAAAAACUUCAAACAUUUGCUAAAUAAAUAUUUAGAAAAACAAAUGCAUACAAAUUAUUAUAAAAAUUAUUCAAAUGAAUCAGAAACAAUUAAUUUAUAUAAUAUGAUUAUAACAUUUUUAAAUAACAAAGCUUUAUUUAAUAAUGAUUCUAUAACAUAUGAAAAAUAUAUUAAAAAAAAUUCUAUCGAAAUUAAUCAUAAUAUUUAUAGAGAGUUUACAAUACAUUCUAACUAUUAUAUGCAAGAAUUUGAUAUAUAUCCUUUGAAUAAAUUUGCUAACACUUUUUAUAAUAAUAAUUUUAAGAUAUUAUAUCUAAAUUAUCAUAAAAUAAAAAACAAAAAACAUAUGACCCCGGAUCACCACCAAAAAGUGGAAUAUAUCCAGAAUAUAGAUAACAUUUCUAAAACAAGCAACAAUUUGUCGAUUGCCCCAAAUUAUGAAAAUGAAAAGGUAUCCUAUGACGGAAUAGAAGAAAAUUAUGGGGAAAAUUAUGGGGAAAAUUAUGGGGAAAAUUAUGGGGAAAAUUAUGGGGGAAAUCAUGACGAAAAUUAUGGGGAAAGAUACGGCGAAAAGGCGAAGGAUGAAUACUUAAUCAACGACAAUGACAAUGUGUAUGAUAAUUUAUUGGACCCCCUCGGUAAUAACAUUGAAAAAGAUGAAUCAAACAAAUACGAAAAUGAUAUAAUCUCACAAAUCGGUGAUCUAGACCAAAUCGGUGAUCUAGACCAAAUCGGCGAUCUAGACCAAAUCGGCGAUCUAGACCAAAUCGAUGAUCUAGACCAAAUAGAAUCCAUUAAAUAUUUAAGUGGUGGUGACUCAUUUGAUGUUUUGAAUGAAAAUGAUAAAAAUUCAAUUAACAAAUCUGAUAAAGAGUCUACCUCUACAUAUCUUAUGGAAAACGAUAAAACACAAAAUAGUGACGAAACAUCUGAAUAUGAAGAUGGUAGCUUAUUUGAUAGCGAAGAAGAACACAAUGGCAAAGAUUAUAUAAGUUAUUCGUUUUAUCUACAUAAGCCCGUAUAUAUAUUUGAUGAGGAAAAAGAAAUGGAAAGAGCUUUGAGCGGAAUCGAAGAUGAAGAAAGUGAAACUGAUGAUGAAAAAAGGAAAACCAAAGAUGAGAUAACAAAAAAAAUUAGGGAUACAAACAAAUGGAAUAGUAAUAUAUUCUUGAAAAAGAAUAAACAAUUUAAGAAAGUGUAUAAAAAAUUAAUUAAAAAAAUAGAAUAUGAUAGAAAUACUAAAAGCAUAUGUUAUCCAUUAUAUGAUAAAAAUAAUAAAUUUUUAAUGAGAGAUUAUAAAUGUAUAAAACAAGAAAAUAUUUUGGGAAAAUUUACUAAAAAACAUGUAAUAAGAGUAGGUAAAAGAAAACCAAUAUAUAAUUUAUUAAAAGGCCGACAUUUACUCAUAAAUUGUAUAUCCAAUAAUUUUUAUACAUAUGACCAAGAAGUUAGAACAAUAGUUCGUAUGUAUAAAAGACAUAAAUUUCUUUUAAAAAAUCAAAAACAAAAAUAUUUUUUAAAAAAAUAUAAAAAUUCGUAUCCUUGGAUCGGAGAAAAUAUGUUUAUAUGUGAAAACGAUAUCAACAAAUACAUUUCGGCUGCUUAUUCAACAAUUUUAUUUCACAAAAACACGACCUACCUCAAACAUUUUACUUAUCACAGUGCUCGGGAAUAUAUACCAUCAUUUCGUGAACACCGAAAUAUGGAAUUAGAUAAAAUUCCAACAAUGUUAUUCUUACUCAUAAAAGCCUUUAGCGUCUAUUUGAAUUGUUCCUUUAGGGAAUUAAUUAUAAUUUUGAAACGCAUUGAAAGAACAUUUUUAUUUUGUUAA